AAGCAGAGCACAGCAUGCUGACCCGCUUCCGACCGGCAGCCGCCCGCAUGGUGUGCGGCAAGCAUGCGAAAAAAUUCAUCAGGGCAUUUUCGUCAGAAGCUAGCCUCAAGGAUGUUUUCUCGGACAAAAUUCCAAAGUGGCAGAAGGAGAUCGCCGACAUCAAAUCCAUGUACGGUGACAAGGUGCUGGGCACGUGCACGGUGGAGCAAGCGUACGGUGGGAUGAGGAGCGUCAAGUCUCUUGUUUACGAGACAUCUUUGCUGGAUCCUGUUGAGGGAAUCCGAUUUCGAGGGUAUUCCAUUCCCGAAUGCCAGAAAGUUCUGCCUAAGGCUCCUGGUGGUGAAGAACCUCUUCCUGAAGCGCUUCUAUGGCUUCUGAUGACGGGUGAUGUUCCCACGGACUCCCAAGUGAAGAACCUCAUCGAUGACAUGAAUAAGAGGGCCGUCCUUCCUGAAUGGAUCGAGAAGACGAUUUUGAACUUUCCAAAGGACCUCCACCCCAUGACCCAGUUUUCUAUGGGAAUCUUAGCCUGCCAGAAGGAGUCGCAGUUUGCAGCAGCAUACCAGCGUGGUAUCAAGAAAUCGGAAUACUGGACUUAUUGCUUUGAGGACAUGCUCACCUGCAUUGCACGUCUGCCCCGAAUUGCAGCCUUGAUUUACAGAAAUGUGUUCAAAGAUGGAAAGAUUACUCCCAUGGAAAACAAGUCCGACAUGUCAGCAAACUUCUGCAAGAUGCUCGGAUUUUCUGAUGCAAACUUCAUCGAGCUGAUGCGUCUGUACCUGACUAUCCACUCUGAUCAUGAGGGAGGCAAUGUUUCUGCACACACCUGCCAUUUGGUGGGCUCUGCCUUGUCCGACCCGUACCUUGCUCUUUCUGCGUCCAUGAAUGGACUGGCUGGUCCCUUGCACGGUCUUGCCAACCAGGAAGUCUUGCGUUUCAUCAAACAAUUCAAGGCAGACAUGGGUUCAAAACAGAUUACACCGGAUUCAGUGAAAGAACAAUGUUGGAAGGUGUUGAACAGUGGGCGUGUGAUUCCAGGAUACGGUCACGCUGUCUUGAGAAAAACGGAUCCUCGCUUCACCUGCCAAGCGGAGUUUGCCAAGAAGCACAUCAAGAAUGACGAGUUGGUUGACCUUGUCAGCCUCAUGUAUGAGGUGGCUCCCCAAGUCUUGACAGAGCAUGGAAAGACCAAGAAUCCAUGGCCCAACGUUGAUGCCCACAGUGGGGUGCUGUUGGUACACUAUGGCUUGACGGAAGAAAAUUUCUACACGGUGAUGUUCGGAGUGGGGCGAGCCCUUGGAGUUCUUCCCAUGUUGACCAUCAGUCGUGCUUUGGGAUUCUCGUUGGAGCGACCAAAGUCUCUGACUACUGAGGCUAUCAAGAAGUCAAUGGAAAUCAUGUAUCCUCACGGACACACUUAAACCGCGCUGCGUAUGGUUGUAUUGCCAAAGGGUUAAUGAUGAUCGGCUCGUCAAAGCUCUAGAGCUCAUAAAUUAUUGUGAUUGUUUUCUCGCUUUGCGCGUUGUCUAUUCCAAUCUUGGCAACGAGAGCGGAACUCAAUUUAGUGUCGAUGCACAUUAAUGAAGAUUGCUGAAAGUUU
Guillardia theta CCMP2712 is the source of this 1600-nucleotide messenger RNA. RefSeq lists its product as hypothetical. The coding region runs from base 15 to 1421 and encodes 468 amino acids. Gene Ontology annotation, cellular component: mitochondrial matrix. Lineage: Eukaryota; Cryptophyceae; Pyrenomonadales; Geminigeraceae. The transcript has 16 exons. The record is from RefSeq and is a predicted model, not a curated record. Gene Ontology annotation, biological process: citrate metabolic process; carbohydrate metabolic process; tricarboxylic acid cycle.